This is a messenger RNA of Daucus carota subsp. sativus, 2286 nucleotides long. Its product is annotated as ureide permease 1. Gene Ontology annotation, cellular component: membrane. The record is from RefSeq and is a predicted model, not a curated record. Lineage: Eukaryota; Viridiplantae; Streptophyta; Magnoliopsida; Apiales; Apiaceae. The coding region runs from base 752 to 1978 and encodes 408 amino acids. Gene Ontology annotation, molecular function: allantoin:proton symporter activity; uracil:monoatomic cation symporter activity. Gene Ontology annotation, biological process: nitrogen compound transport. The transcript has 8 exons.
AGAGCUUGCUUAAGCAUGUUAGAAAAUGUUAUUUUAUGCUUAGAAUGUUCAAGUAUGAUGCUAUUCAGUUUUUGAGAUUUGAGAUCUGUCCCCUAGGUAGUUUACACUGGGGACGAGAGUUUGGCACGCAUUUUAAUACUCUUAGAAAAUAUAUUUCCGUAAUUUAUUUUUUAUUUUUUUUCUUUCGAAUAAAAAUUUGAUAUUUGAAUUUUUAUACUUAAAAAAAAUCUCAAAAAUAAGUUACGGAACUAUGUUCUAUAAGAGCCUUGAAAUGCGUGUCGAGCAGUGAAAAAAAACUGUAAUGAAAUGAGGGGGACAGAGGGAAGUAUUUGUGUAUCCUUACAGCCUAAUUCAAGGGAAUGGCUACCAAUAAUAAUUUUUUUCUGCCUCCUGAUCCUUCUAUUGAGGACUAGCCGCAAAGUUUGAUCAUUCUUAAGAUAGAUAUUCUCGAUCCAAGGCUAGCUCAAGCUGGUGUAGUAUGUAAAUUUUUACAUGCUGACAUCUCUGAGUUAUUAUAUUCCAAAAUUAGCACAGCGAAACCAUAGUCAAACUAAGCUGACACGCCCUACUGCGCGCAUAUAUUUGUUGUUUACUUGGUUAUCUUGAUAAAAAAGAAAAUCGGCUAUGUUAUCUUCUACUAAUUGCCUUAUAGUAUCAAACUUGAGCCGGUGAUGGCAUAUGCUAUCUUAUUGUGAUUUACAUUUAGAAAGCACAUCGGGCCAUACUAGUUUCGAGGUUUUAUUAAUCAAAAAUGUUUAUAAUCGAAAGUAAGGGAGGCGCUAUUGCCUGUAUGAUUCUUGCCCUUCUCUUUUUGGGUACUUGGCCAGCAAUUCUGACUGUCCUGGAGCGACGAGGCCGUCUUCCUCAGCAUACUUACCUCGAUUAUUCAAUCACCAAUUUCUUGGUGGUUAUAACUAUUGCUCUCACACUUGGACAGAUUGGAGAUAGCAGACAGAACAUGCCAGAUUUUCUCACUCAACUUUCUCAGGACAAUUGGCCAUGUGUUUUGAUGGCAAUGGCUGGUGGAAUAUUUCUAAGCUUAGGGAACCUAUCUACACAAUAUGCUUGGGCUUUUGUAGGACUGUCAGUGACUGAAGUGAUCACAUCUAGCAUAGCCGUUGUUAUUGGCACAACAUUGAACUAUUUUCUGGACGAUCGAAUUAACAAAGCUGGAAUUCUUUUCCCUGGUGUUGGGUGCUUCCUUAUUGCCAUUUUCCUAGGAUCUGCUGUACAUUCCUCCAAUUCGGCAGAUAAUGCUGCAAAACUUGAACGCUUGUCUUAUGGCCACCCAGAAGGAGCAGGGGCAGUACAGAUGUCAAGUCAUAAAAACACACAUUCACUUAAAGAUGGUGUAAAAGACCUUGAAAAUGGAAUCGGAGAAGGGGGAAAAACGAAAGCCGGAACUGCAGACUUCUUAAUAGAGCUCGAAAACACAAGAUCAAUAAAGGUAUAUGGUAAAAGCAUAAUGAUAGGUUUGGUCAUAACCUUGUUUGCGGGCUGUUGUUUCUCUUUAUUUUCACCUGCCUUCAACUUGGCUACAAAUGAUCAGUGGAACACUAUGAAGAGCGGGGUUCCUCAUUUGGUGGUGUACACCGCAUACUUUUACUUCUCGCUCUCUUCAUUCACGGUAGCAAUGGUUCUAAAUAUCAUAUUCCUUUACCGACCUAUUCUUAAGUCGCCAAAAUCAUCCAUGGCAAAGUAUCUAAAUGACUGGAAUGGAAGAUACUGGGCUUUUUUUGCUGGCAUCUUGUGUGGUCUCGGGAAUGGUCUUCAAUUCAUGGGAGGUCAAGCAGCAGGUUAUGCUGCAGCUGAUGCUGUUCAGGCACUUCCACUUGUGAGCACCUUCUGGGGUAUACUGUUCUUUGGAGAAUACAGGAGAUCAACAAAAAGAACCUAUGUUUUACUGGUGAGCAUGUUGGUCAUGUUCAUUGUUGCAGUGUCGGUGCUCAUUGCAUCAUCAGGGCAUCGAAAGACCUAAUAUUUUCUUGUAUUUGCAAAACUAAGGAAUUUUUAUGUUGCUCUAGCAAGUUGAAAGCUCUGUAUGUUCAGGGAUCCCAAAAAACUCGCUAGAAGGAGGGGUCGAACCUCCGACCUUGUGGUUAACAGCCACACGCUCUAACCAACUGAGCUAUUCCAGCAGAUGGCUUCUGACAGCACAUUUUAUUAUUUCAUUAAACUAGAAAAAAGUAUCGCACUAAUUAAACUUGAUUGUCUUGGAUAUAGUACAUUAGCGAUCUACUUAAUAGUUUAUUGAGUGUAUUAUUCUUCUGACAAAGCUUAAUAUUU